AAUAUGGUAACGAAUAAUGGAAUAGGAGGAAAUUGUAAUAAAACGGCAGAAAUAGAUUAAAUAUAUAACGAAUAGGAGAAAGAAUACUAGUCUAAUUUUUCUUUUUUUCUGCUUGUGUCUUUUUGUCCUUUACAGGAGCUGCCGAUCCAAAGGCUUGACUCCGGAGCGAUCCCGAGUCACCGAGAAAAAGAGAUAGUAUAGAUAAUACAUGGAAGGAAUGAGAUAAGCCGAUCCAAAGGCCCGGCUCAAGAGUGAUCCCGAGUCGCCUGUACUAUUAAGAUCAAGAUUAAGACGUGCGCCGUUAAAAAGAACUAUCUUUCGCAACGUAACGAAGAGCAAAACAACGUGUCCACAAUGAUAAUACCGGCACUGUCAGACGUAUUAUGUCAACCAGGGAUGAUGGUAGGGGUUGGGCUGGGCAUGUGCAUAGGAUUUUUCGCUCGUGGUUCUUUUUUGAGUGACAACGGAAACCCAGAGGACAUGAUGGACAGCGGGGGUGGAGGCGCAGAUGACUCGGAGGACGAAGGGUGGGACGAGGAUGGAUUUCUUGCUGAAGGAUCUGGGGAGAUGAAAUUAGUUCUAGUGGUUCGCACUGACCUCAAAAUGGGUAAAGGCAAAGCUGCAGCUCAGUGUUCUCAUGCUACUCUUAAAGCUUACAAGCAGUUGCAAAAACGAAACAAGAACUUGCUAAAAGCUUGGGAAAUGAAUGGUCAACCAAAGGUUGUCGUAAAAAUAGAUGACGAAGCUUCUCUAAUGGACCUAUCAGCACUGGCUCGGGAGGCAGGCCUGACAGUGAGUGUCAUCCAGGAUGCUGGCCGUACCCAGAUAGCACCUGGGUCUCGAACAGUAGUUGGUAUUGGACCUGGCCCAAUUGACGUGAUAGACCAGGUGACCGGGCAUCUCAAGCUCUAUUAAUUAUUGGAUACUAAAAAUAUUUAUUUUUUUGUUAUCAUAGACCACCCUAGCUCAUAGAACAGUUGUGCACUUGAGCUUGAGAAAACUUUAUUAUUGAACCACAUUGAAGUACACAACAAUUGUGCAGUAUUUGAGGUAUUGAUUCAACUAAGAUUGGGUCAAAAUAGCAAAGCUCAUAAUCAUAAAAAAGCAUAAUAUUUUCUUGUGAUAUGAAAUGCUUCUUAAGAUCAAAAUGGCUAACAUCUUGCAUUAAAUUUCUUCACAUCUCCAUUUGUGCACAGAGUUACCAUAUUUGAUGGCUCAUAAAAUGCACCUUGUCUCCAAAAAAGAGGCUCAGAAAAUGAGCCUGCGCUCUGUGAGGCCAAGGUUCAGCAUUGAGGUGAUGGUUGGUCUAUGACAACAGAGGGUCUAAAAAAUCCCAGACAUCUUUGCAUAUGUAAACAAAGUAAUGAUUGGUACUAUACCACGAAAAAAUUUGUUCUUUCAAGGUACCAAUAUAUAAUAGGUCAUACUUACACAGUCAGAAAGAAUUUGCCUAAGUGACUAUGCACCAUGCAUUUCUUGUAGCAAAACAAAACAUGCGGUUGGUGGUCUUGAUCAUGACACGGGCAAGCUUCAUUGUGUUCUUUACAGUGUGAUGCCAUUACUCCUUAAGGUAAGACAUUUUCAUACAAUCCAAAUUGCACCUAUCAUCAUUCUUACUUUGCAUACAGGUAAAAAAAAAAAAAUAAUAUAAAAAAAAGAUUAAGAUUAUUAGCCUUGAUUAAGAUUAUUAGCCCUGUAGUGUCUGACUCUCUCACAGUUGCUGUCGAUGCUAUAUGACAGGUACAUGUUUACAUCUCACUAGUCACAACAGGAUUGGUGCGUAGGCAACUAGCAAAGAUCAAAGUUUUUAAAUGGAAAAUAUUGGGAUCUAAUAAUGAUCUAAAUGCAUGGGAGAGUCUUCAAUGUCAGGUGAAAUCCUUCACUUCAUAUUCAGAGCUUAGAUAUAUAUAUAUAUAUAUAUAUAUAUAUAUAUAUAUAUAUAUAUAUAUAUAUAUAUAUAUAUAUAUAUAUAUAUAUAUAUAUAUAUAUAUAUAUGCUUUUCACUGUCUGCCAAAACUGGAUGUUUCUUAUGAGCCUAUGCAUCUUAUGAGGCAUCAAAUAUGGUAGAUAACUUGAAAAAAUUCAAAUUUCAAUCAAAAGGAAUUUUGAUGUAUAGCUGACAUGGCUGCUGCUAUCACUUGUCUGAAUAUCCUAUUUUCAUCAUAUGGAGGUAAGGUCCUGUUUUUAUAGUUAAAGCCAGAGCUUAAUGUUAGAUAGCUGUGCAUAUGGCUUGGCAUUUGAGCUUGAUGUACAAAUCAUGAUAAUGAGGCACUUGACACCACAUAUUGUUAAUAUAAUUGUAAAUUAAAGCCUUAAUGUCAGGACUUUCUGUUGUCGCAUUUGACCGGAUAUAUUUCCUAACUGUCCUUUUUAUAGUGUUCAGCUACAUCUGUUAUCCUUUUAGGAUCCUAGUGUGAUCAUUCCAUUAGAAAUUGUGCAUGUCUUGUUAUUUAUUAAUUUAUUGGCUUCUUUAUAGUAUAAAUUGUUUGUGUUAAGAAACAUAGUUGUGCAUUUGGUUUCUUAAUAUUAAAUCCUGAAUUAACCACCAUGAAUAUGACUACAGGAUUUCUGUGAGCAGAUUAACAAUGAAGUUGACUCGUUAAAACAUUUCAUGUAUCAUGAAAGCUGAAAAAUAUUCUUGGUGUAGUGUAAGAAUACCACUGCAUUGUCAAGAUGUUAAUAAAUUUUAUAUACUCAGAAGUUGAGUUCCUUUCAUGACUGCAUAUGUAUGCAUAUGUAUUAUCAAGACAAACCGUGGCUUUGACUGUGAUAAUAUACCUUUAUGUCCAGCUAAUGAAUAGUUUUCCCCUUACAUAUGUAUUAAGUAUUGAAAGAAGAUCUGUCAGUUGCUAUAAUUUUCUGGCCAUGAAAUUUAGAUAUUACUUGAACAUUUAAUUCAGAAUGGAUUUCAAAGUCAGGCUGCUAAAAAUCUUGGUGAUUCAUUAUGGUAUCAGAACUACUUGUAGCAUAUAAGUAUUGCUGCAAUAUUGAGUGAAAGACUAAUAUGGUUUGAUCUCUUAAAUCUUUAAAAAUAUCUCCAGUGUCAUCUGGAGAUUUUGAAAGUGUCAUCUAAGGAGUGAAACAGCUAUUUGCACAAGUGUUUGGAUGAACCCAGAAACAGUUACACACUAUCCAUUUGACACAUCCCUCUGGAGAGAAAAUAACUCAUCAGUGAUGUCACUCUGCUGAUUGGAAAUUGAAUGGCGAUGCCAAAUAUUCUUCCAUGAGAUAUGAGAGAAUUGUCAUUAUUUAUGGGGCAACAACACUCUCCUGUCUGAUGGAAGGAUAUUUUACAGUUCCAGUUAAUCCUCUUGACAGAGUUAUGUCAUUGAUGAUGCUCUCUAUCUUAAGACUGAUAUGUGAACUCAGCCUGAACUUUAGUCAUUGGAUCAGUAUCAUAACUUGAUAGAAUAUCAUUUUAUACCUUUUUGCAGUAUCAGUUAAUAGCAACACAUGGUGCAGCACAGCAGUUAGGACUUCUAUCUUGUUGAAUGUCAGUGAAGUUCAUGUUUACUGUCACCUAGUGAAUACUGUUGAAUUUAUUCAGAAUUAAUUUUUGGUUAUAAAAUAUGUAUGUACUGUACUUUUUAACUAGAAGCUGUGCAUCACAAAAUAAAUAAUAUAUAGUACA
Molecule: messenger RNA, 3631 nt
Organism: Portunus trituberculatus (swimming crab)
Lineage: Eukaryota; Metazoa; Arthropoda; Malacostraca; Decapoda; Portunidae
Product: peptidyl-tRNA hydrolase 2, mitochondrial-like
Exons: 4
Coding region: 355-915 (186 amino acids)
Biological process (GO): positive regulation of anoikis; negative regulation of anoikis
Cellular component (GO): cytosol; mitochondrion
Molecular function (GO): peptidyl-tRNA hydrolase activity
Source: RefSeq, a predicted model, not a curated record